AUAAGAUCAGCUCGAUGACUCGGGUGGAGGGCCUCAAUUUUGUGCGACCCUGCUGCCCAUGAUGCUAACCUGCAUUAUCGGUUCUCACCAACGCGUGGGCAGGAUACUUACGCCAAGACCAUAGACAGCCCUCACGAUUUCUCGCAACACCUGGUUUUCGAUGCUUUCAUGUCGGCAUCAUUGGCCCUGCGCAGCUUUAAAAUCCGACACGCACAUAUCCUAAAACGGCUCUUGCUGACCCUGCCACAAUGGACACUAUCAACUCGCAGCAUCCAUCACCGCCUGUCAUAAAAUCUUGCAAGGUUUGCACUGCUCUCGAGAAGCUUUUCGCCGGUGGUGAUGUCCAGAUUCAGCUGGAAAGAAAUGAAAUCUACGAUGAAUCUUGCACACAACACGGCUCAUUGUUUUAUUGGAUCGAGAGAUAUUACUGCGAGUAUCUUGAUCGUUUACAAAAGGCCCGCAGCUACCAUAUCGUGGCUGAUACGAAUUAA
This is a messenger RNA of Fusarium odoratissimum NRRL 54006, 491 nucleotides long. RefSeq lists its product as uncharacterized. The record is from RefSeq and is a predicted model, not a curated record. Lineage: Eukaryota; Fungi; Ascomycota; Sordariomycetes; Hypocreales; Nectriaceae. The coding region runs from base 249 to 491 and encodes 80 amino acids. The transcript has a single exon.